GUACAAGGUAUGAACGUAAUUUCGUGUGUAUGUAUUGAUUGUAGCGGUUGAGUUCAUUCAGCAGAAGUAGAAAUGUGCGCAUGUCAAACGCCGGAAAUUUUAACAGAAUAGGUCAGUUCGGCAGUAGAGCUGAAUGAAGAACGUCUUCGCACUCCUGCGGGCCUGCUACAAAAUUACUUUAAUUUCCUCGAGACAAGAAAUUUUCGCAAUAUCACGAUUACUGAACGUUUCACUGGAUCUACCGUGAGAAGAAAUCAAGUCGAUUCUGCAUAUUUUCCGACGUAUCCACGGUGGAAAAUCAGUGAUGUAUCGAUCGGGUCUGUUCAUAUGGUGUGCCCUUCUACUUACCGCCGCUUGCGCAAUGGAAAAUCCGGGGUGGUCCUUGCGCGAGUGGAAGGAUACCGCGCAACACGAUUCACGUGUCAACUUCGUUAGUACGUUAAACCACGACAAAAAUGCCAAGAGGAGUGAUGAGAUCUCGCACGAAUAUCGUAGCGACUACAUUAAAGACAUCCAAGAGGAAGGAAAUUUGAAUAUGUUGGCCGAGAUCCGUGCCAAUUUCAUGAAGAUCGACGACAGGGACAACCAUAUCAUCCUAGAUGGGCUCUAUCCAGAGUACUACAAAAACUUCUUGAAUAAAAGGAAUAAUACUGUAAACAUCUGUUGCAGCAUUGGUUAUCGCAUGACAUUGGACUACACAUGCGUGCCUGACAAUAAUCGUGAUUAUAUUUUCCCGAUAGUAUAUGGGACGAAUAACACAGUGAAUGAGCUUUUCCAGUUGACCGUGUGGGAUCCGUGUAAAAUCUUUACGAAAAACAUACGCUUACUGUAUGAUCGUGACAUUGAUGAAUACUAUAUGUACGAAGUUCUGACCAACGGCUCAGUAUUAUUAUUAUAUCAUAAUAUUCUCGUUAGUCCGUCGUUUUACUGUUUCACCGUCAUAAGUAAAAACAAGUACGAACUGGUCGUGUGCGCCUUUACGAAUUACGAAAAUCAGAUUAAGUCAUCGAACGAAAAUACGAAGUAUAAUAGAGGCAUACUCAUCUGUUUGACGGUGUCUUUGCUGUCCUUGCUUUUGACGUUCGUUUGAGCUACAGAACUUGCAGGACUAUAUGUUUCGCGGAUACAUCGGCUCCUUGUUCGUCCAAUACAUAUUAUUCGCGAUCAGUCUGGUUCUCAAAGGAAUUCCGAAGAAGAGCUGCCUCGUCUUCGGUACAAUAUGCCUCAGCUCUUAACCGAUCAUGAUUGAUCGGUUGGAUUGGAUUGGCGUAGUAUAAUGUACCAAAGUGGGAGAACAUUAUUAGGCAUAACGUAACAUAGCUAAAGAGGCCAAUCUAAUGCGGAAAUGUUGGGCCGUUGAUAAAACUUAAAUUCAAAGGUUAAUUAUAAGACCACGAUAACAUCAAAUACGUCAUGUGUUUUCCAACGCGUCUAUUACAUGAAUAACAUAAAAACAAAAGCGAUCCCCCUUUUCGCCAUCACGUAAGGUACAUAGUUUAAGUGGUCAACCGGAUUCAAGCUCUUCAAUAAAAUUUAGAUCUAAAGAUUAUUUGUGAAAACUUGAUAAUGUCAAGUAUUUUCCAAACCAUAUGUUUCACAAACUGCAUUAGGAAAUUUCCCAAUCUCUCACAUCUCUCUUCUAUAAAAAUUGUCAUCUGCCAUCCCCAAAAUUCUUUCUAUAAAAACCCUAUUCUCUUGCCGCCGACGCACUCUAUUUUCUGACUAACUCUCUGUGGGAGCCGGAAUCAGUCUCGUAGUAAACAGUCUCUCUAAAUACCCCACAGUAUUUUUUUAGUAGAUUUGCUAAAUGAAAAAAUCUUUCGGCUCGACAUUUCGGCAUAGCUACGAUUCUAUCGUCGCGAGUGCAUCUACCAUCCAGCCAAUUUAUCCACAAAUUGAGUCACGAGACGACAGCUCAAGUUAGCUCUGGCUCCUAAAGAUACCAGAAAUCCGGUACACCAUAAUCAACAAACCCAUAUUCUGCGUACUAUUCACCACAGUCGAUCCACCUAAAUUGUAAGUCUCUAUUUCGUAUUUAAACAUGGCUUUUAACCCUUUGCACUCAAAGGGUUAAAAAUAUAUAAAAUUGCAUUCUACCUAAACAGCAACGACUUCGCCAAAAAUAAGUGGGUUCAAAACGAACAAAGAUCUAGCCAGAUGUGCAUGCGUACACUUACGGAACAAACUGAACACACGACAGCGACCUGCAUAAGACUUUUUAUACUGAUCGUGAAAAUACAGGUUACAGAUGUUUUUAACUAGAUUUUAUAUUGCCGUGUAAACGUAAUCCAGUUGUCGGUAGAUGAUUACGAAAUAGCACCCCUGAAAGCAGCCAUCCCGGCGUUUUGUGAAGUACGGUUUUUCCAUGUGUCUUUUGAGAAAGUAUAUGUAAACUAUAUUUAGGUUAGACAAAGAGCGACGUUACCCACGUGCGAACAUUGUUCCUUCGGUCUGUUCUUUUUAGCUGUACUGCUUAACUUAUUGUAUCAGUUAAGCAAUAUAGCUAAAAAGAACAAACCACUUGUCUUAGCUAACAUUUGCAUAUACUUUCUCAGAGAGCGCGUCGUAAACUGUCCCCAAAGUUAAACCGAAUCAAUUUGCAUUAUGAGUGUGAUAGGUAAGUACUAAUUGUGAAAUAGCCCAGUAAACAAAAUAUUAGUAGCACGUGUGCAAAUUAGAUCAGAACCAUAAAACUAUAGUUUUCUAUGUCCACAUUAAGUUCGUGUUCUAUCGAUAGAGCCUGCUGACAGGCAGUGCGAGCAGAUUGAUAACAGAAAACACACAGAAUUUAUCGAACGCAGAUUCUGUCCGAUUUCUGCUGCAAAUUUGCGUGCAAACUUGUGCUAUUUUGUGUGGUUUUUGCCACCAAUCUGCGUACAUUGUUUGUUAAUCAGAUACUGUCACAUUUUUG
Molecule: messenger RNA, 2911 nt
Organism: Dinoponera quadriceps
Lineage: Eukaryota; Metazoa; Arthropoda; Insecta; Hymenoptera; Formicidae
Exons: 2
Coding region: 305-1090 (261 amino acids)
Source: RefSeq, a predicted model, not a curated record